AUGGGUGAAUGUAUAGUUGCGGAAAAGCCGACGGUGCUCCUGGUCGAGUCCUCGGUUCGGGGAGAGGAUCCAGCAAACUGGAAUCAAGUCCUUUCGAAAUUCAAUGUCAUCCGCUACGAUUGCAAGAACGUUGACGAAUUUUGCGAGCGACUGGCACCCGGACAGGCGUACUCAAACAUCGCUGCAAUACUCCGGACAGGAUGGCUGAAAGCGGGAACCUAUGCUCAUCAUCGUCUCUUCGCGGGCAAGGCAGUCGAUCUAUACCCUGCUUCUCUCAAGUUGAUCACAUGUAGUGGCCAUGGCUACGAUGCGGCCGAUAUUGACGCCCUGUCUCGUAGAGGAAUUUCCUAUGCCAAUACACCCAAUACCUGCACCGAGGCCGUCGCCAACACAGCCCUGCACCUUAUUCUCAACACCUAUCGCUACUUUACACUGGCUGAACACUAUACUCGUACCGAUCAAUGGUCCUCCAGCCGGGAGAUUGGAACAAUGGCCAUUGAGCCUUGCGGUCAGGUGCUUGGAGUGGUCGGCUUGGGCGAUAUCGGUAUGGCCAUUGCGAAGAAGGCGGCGUACGCUCUGGAUAUGAAGAUUCACUACCACAACCGCAAGCCGAGGUCAGACGCCGCCAACAUAUUGCCGGGAGGGGCGGUCUAUCAUGAUUCUAUGGAAUCUCUCCUAGAUGUGGUAGAUUGUUUGUGCUUGGCUUGCCCUCUUACACCAGAUACGGAGAACAUCAUCUCUUCUUCUACACUGGGACGUUUGGGCGAUAGGAAGAUCAGAAUCGUCAACAUUGCGAGAGGUGGACUGAUUGAUGAGGAUGCACUCUUGGCCGCGAUGCAAUCUGGCAGUGUGAUUGGCGUUGGGCUAGACGUGCAUGCAAACGAACCCGGGAUCAACCCAAAGCUGCGCGACAACUACAGAACAACGGUGCUGCCUCAUAUCGGCGUCGCUUCAAGGACAACGUGGGGACAAUUCGAUGAAGUUAAUAUUCGGAAUUUGGACGAGUUCUUCUUUGGCAGCAAAGACAAUGUUACUAUUGUAAAUCGAAGCUAG
Messenger RNA from Pestalotiopsis fici W106-1, 1053 nucleotides. RefSeq lists its product as uncharacterized. The coding region runs from base 1 to 1053 and encodes 350 amino acids. The record is from RefSeq and is a predicted model, not a curated record. The transcript has a single exon. NCBI's taxonomy places the organism in Eukaryota, Fungi, Ascomycota, Sordariomycetes, Amphisphaeriales, Sporocadaceae. Gene Ontology annotation, molecular function: NAD binding; hydroxypyruvate reductase [NAD(P)H] activity; glyoxylate reductase (NADPH) activity. Gene Ontology annotation, cellular component: cytosol.